Messenger RNA from Elephantulus edwardii (Cape elephant shrew), 399 nucleotides. RefSeq names its product peptidyl-tRNA hydrolase domain containing 1 (gene PTRHD1). The record is from RefSeq and is a predicted model, not a curated record. Gene Ontology annotation, molecular function: peptidyl-tRNA hydrolase activity. The transcript is spliced from 2 exons. Lineage: Eukaryota; Metazoa; Chordata; Mammalia; Macroscelidea; Macroscelididae. Bases 19 to 399 code for a protein of 126 amino acids.
UCUCUCUGGGUCGGGAAGAUGGCGGCUUCCACCGCACAGCCGCAACUCCUGGUGCAGUACUUGGUGCUACGGAAGGAUCUAUCGCAGGCUCCGUUCUCCUGGCCAGUCGGAGCUUUGGUGGCGCAGGCUUGUCACGCAGCCACCGCGGCCUUGCAUGUUCACCGCGACCAUCCUCACACGGCGGUUUUCCUCCAGAAUCUGGGGCGCAUGCACAAGGUGGUACUCGAGGCCCCCGAUGAGAACACCCUAAAAGACUUGGCUGAGACCUUGCAGCAGAAGAGCAUUGACCACACACUGUGGCUGGAGCAGCCAGAGAAUAUCGCCACUUGCAUUGCACUCCGACCAUACCCCAAGGAAGAAGUUAGCCAGUAUUUGAAGAAAUUCCGAUUGUUCAAAUGA